UCGAGCGCGCGUAUCCCGGGAGCGGGUUCGAGGUGGGCGAGGAGGUCUUCGGCGCGGUGCCCCCGAUGCGCGGUUCCUUCGCCGAUCUCGUCGCCGUCCCGUCGUCGCAGCUCGCCACGAAACCCCCGUCGCUGACGCACGCGGAAGCCGCCGCGCUCGUGCUCCCCGGCCUCACCGUCGUGCAGGCGCUGCGUCAGCACGGGUUCGGGCCGGGCACGAGGGUGUUGGUGCUCGGCGCCUCGGGCGGGGUCGGUCACCUCGCCGUGCAGGUCGCGUCGGCGAGGGGCGCACAGCUGGUCGUCGGCGUGUGCAGCGGCCGAAACGUCGAAUUCGUCAAAUCCAUGGGCGCCGACGACGUCCUCGACUACGAGGCGCUCGAACCCCCGGACGACGACGAGGCGGGGGUAGCGCCGGAUCCGCUGGUGGAGGCACUGCGUGAGGUAUUGCGCAAACACGGCGGCCGCCCUUUCGACCUGGUGCUGGACACCGUCUCGAGCCACGACGCGAGGGAUCGGGCGCACGCGUACAAGUCGCGGAUCCGAUCGAACCCGGCGUUGCUCGACGAUUCGCCGAACGCCGCCGACAAGCACAACUACGUGACGAUCGGGGGUAGGACUGGCGGGUGGAUCACCGCGGGGGUGAAGCGGGUGACGGGUGUCAACUUGUUCAAGCGGGGCAAGGAGCUGUUCUGGAUCAACUUUAACCAGUGCGCGCCGGACCUGAGAACGCUCAGGGCGCUGGCGGAAGGGGAAGGUUCGAACGGAGGGGUUCGCGCGGUGAAGCCGGCGAUCGAGAGGACGGUUCCCCUGACGGACGAGGGAGUGCGCGAGGCGUUCAGGGCGCUGCACGGGAGGAGGGUCAGGGGGAAGCUCGCGAUCGAGCUUUAGUUGACCGGCGAUGUCCGCAUCCGUCACCAAUCUUGAAAACGACGUCCUGCAGGUUUGUUC
Molecule: messenger RNA, 947 nt
Organism: Micromonas commoda
Lineage: Eukaryota; Viridiplantae; Chlorophyta; Mamiellophyceae; Mamiellales; Mamiellaceae
Exons: 1
Coding region: 66-887 (273 amino acids)
Source: RefSeq, a predicted model, not a curated record